CACACACACACACACACACACACGUCUUUUUAAAUUGCUGUUAUUAAAUAAAUCAAUCCCCCUUUUCCUCCAGACCUCGCGCUGCUUCUCCUGAUUGACGCGUAAAAUUGGUGUUCAACUGGCAGCGCGCGCAUCACUUUUUUUUUGUUGUUGCUGUUACACGCACACAUAUUUGCGCGCGCGCGCGCGUGUGGAGUGUCGGCUCGAGUGUUGUCUGUUUUUCUAAGUAAUGGCUAUCUUUCUCUUCCUAAAUGUCAUUGUGGUUUAAUCGGCCGCGUUGUCAUGGUGAAAAAGUAAAAAAGGCAUGAUAUUUAUGGGAAGGAGCGCGCGGGGCUUUUAAGGGCAGCUGCAGCCGCGCGCUCCGCACGCGCCGACAAUCCUCCCCGUCAUGUGUGAAGACUGCAAAGGAGACGGAGAGCUGCUGGGCAAGUGCACGGAGGACAGGAGGGACAUCAUGGGCGCGCCGGUGGAAGUUCUGGAUGAGGACACGUCGUCCCCUCGGGAGAUGCCCUCCGCGCCMCUGCUGGGCAGGAGCGUGUGCGCGAGCUGCAACGAGGAAAUAGUGGAUAAAUACUUAUUAAAGGUGAACGACUUGUGCUGGCAUGUGCGCUGUCUCUCGUGCAGCGUGUGCCAGACCUCGCUUGGCAGCCACGCGAGCUGCUACAUCAAAGAGAAGGAGGUUUUCUGCAAACUGGAUUACUUUCGAAGGUACGGCACCUGGUGCGCGUGCUGCGGCAGGAACGUGCACUCCACGGACUGGGUCCGCCGGGCCAAGGGCAGCGUCUAUCACCUGGCCUGCUUCGCCUGCUUCUCCUGCAAGAGGCAGCUCUCCACCGGGGAGGAGUUCGCUCUGGUGGAGGGGAAGGUGCUCUGCAGGGUCCACUACGACUGCAUGCUGGACAACCUGAAGAGGGCCUUGGAGAAAGGAAGCAGUGUGAACAUGGAGGGAGCCGUGCCCACUGAACAAGAAAUUAACCAGCCUAAACCCUCAAAGAGAGCCAGAACCAGUUUCACUGCCGACCAGCUGCAGGUGAUGCAGGCUCAGUUCGCUCAGGACAACAACCCUGAUGCUCAGACCCUGCAGAAGCUGGCAGAGCAGACCGGCCUCAGCCGGAGGGUCAUACAGGUCUGGUUCCAGAACUGCCGAGCGCGCCACAAAAAGCACGUGAGCCCCAACCACACCUCCAGCACCCCCAUGACCACCCUGCAGCCCAGCCGCCUGUCCCAGCCCACCCCGACCCCCGAGGAGCUGCAGUACACCGCCUACGGAGGCCCAGAGGGGUCCAUGCUGUCUGCGCUGCACUCCUUCAUCGACA
Austrofundulus limnaeus is the source of this 1316-nucleotide messenger RNA. RefSeq names its product LIM/homeobox protein Lhx8. Gene Ontology annotation, molecular function: DNA-binding transcription factor activity, RNA polymerase II-specific; RNA polymerase II transcription regulatory region sequence-specific DNA binding. Gene Ontology annotation, biological process: forebrain neuron development; regulation of transcription by RNA polymerase II; neuron differentiation. Lineage: Eukaryota; Metazoa; Chordata; Actinopteri; Cyprinodontiformes; Rivulidae. Gene Ontology annotation, cellular component: nucleus. The record is from RefSeq and is a predicted model, not a curated record.